Cinara cedri is the source of this 6888-nucleotide messenger RNA. The record is from the annotation of a GenBank genome assembly. Lineage: Eukaryota; Metazoa; Arthropoda; Insecta; Hemiptera; Aphididae.
AUCUCUAAUAAUAAUAAGGUAACUGUGUCGUUUAAUCCAGGUAGGAAAGUAUUGAUAAGAACCAUUUAUUUUAUUAGUGACAUAAAAUGUUUUUUUUUACUCUCUAGUCAGUGGACGGCUUAGAUCAUAUACUAGUAUUGCUUAGUGAUAACAAUUAACAGCUGAUAUCACAUCAAUAAUCAAUAAUCUAUAUGCUUAUAUUUGUGUUUGUAGUUUUGUACUUCGUCUUGGGAGUUGAGAAUUGAGAUCCACCUAGCAGUGCUAUAAUAUGUCUGAACGAACGAUUCAUAAGCGUGAUCGUUGGCAUAUCAUCCAUAACCGUUUUUAAUUUUUAUCGGUUUUUAUGUCAGCUGAUUUGGAGUUUCAGUUACUUCGAUACUAAGUGUUCAUUUAUCAGUUAUUUUGAGUUUACUAUUUAGCUUUUUUUUUUUAGUUAAAUUUAAACAAAAGUUAAUAAAUAAAUUUUAUACUUCAAUAUGGAUCAUAUUUUAAAUAAUAGUAAUGAUAUAGCUACAUUUAUCAAGGAAGUUAGUAAAUUAUAAAAUAUUUGAUUGGUUUUAGAUAGUAAUUUCUAUUCAUAAAUUGCAUUUUUAGCAUCUAAUAUUAAAAUCAAUUAUUGCUGGAUCUACGUCAGGGCUAUUCUCUACAGUUUUAUUUCAACCAUUUGAUGUAGUUAAAACAGUCUUACAAGACCCUUUAAUGUAACUAAUUUUAGCUUUUUUUUGUGAAAAUAAAUAAAUAUACCUAUUUAAUUACUAUUUCUUUUUAGGAAAAAAGAUUUAGGUUUAAUCAAUGCCACAAAAUUGGUUUGGAAGCAAGAACCUUUUUAUGGAUUUUGGAGAGGAUUAGCUCCGGUAAGCAAUAUAAAGCAGUAUAACUUCAAUUAACUAUCAUUAUCAAAAUACAAAUCCCCAUAAAAAGAUAAAUAAAAAAAAUUAUCAUAAAUCACUAUAAUAUGUAAGCAUGUAGAACUAUACUUUAGUAUAGCUCGUAGAACAUACAUAUAUAUAUUCUGUUUAACUAAUUUACUAAAAUUAAUUGUAUUCUCUUAUUGUAGUCUACUUUGGUUAAUACAAAUACACAUUUAUUGUAAAAUAUCUGUUAACCAUCUUUUUGAUUGACCAUUACAAUAAUUAUGGUUAAUCGAGAUUUUACUAUAUUUAUUAAUUAAAGAAAUCUUAAAAUUAUUUUUCAUCAGUUCGUUACUUAUCUAUAGUUUAAAAUCAUGAUAAUUUUUAUAAUAUUUUAAUAUUUGCAUAAGGUUUAUAUUAUAUUUAAUCCGGAAUGUUUUUGUCUAAUGUUUCCAAUAAAUAGUGACUUUUGUAGUCUAUUUUAAAAUGUCAAUGAAAUUUUGAAUGUUAGUUUUGAGGUAUUCGACUUUCAAAUCCUAUCAAUUAUGUCUUAGCACUCUAUUUAUAAACUACACAUUUUUUAGAUUCUGAGCAGAGUGAGGAAUGUAUUGGUUUUACAAUGAUGUUUAUUUUUUUUUUUCUAUGGACCACUUUUCUACCAGCAAUUUUGCUCAGAUUUACAAUGAUAGUACUUUUCCUAAAAGGAAAUCUGACUAAGGAGAUAUUUUAGGGAUUUAUCUUUUGAUUUUCCCAAUAAAUGGGAAAAUAAGUACAAUAUUAAAUAAAUAUUAUUAAUGAAAAUACAUAAUGCAUGUGUAAUUAUUUUACUAUAAUAUGACAUAUAUAUUGUUAACAAAGCAAUACAAACCAAACUUAUAUCAACCAAACUUAAUAUCAACCAAACUUUGCUUAGAAUGUUUUUUUCAUUACUAAUGAUUAAUUGUUACUUACAGAUAUAUAUUAAAUUACCUAUAACUGUGGCUGUAUCCGUCCCCAUUGUUCUAGGACAACUUCUUGCAUAAUAUUUUACCAAUAACAAAAAGACUAUAAUAUUAAUAUUCUUCUUUCUGUUUAUAAAAUUCUGUACAUUUUUUAAAUGUAAUUAUUUUAGAGAUAUUUGCCUGCUAAACUAUAAUAACUUAAAUUAUUAACUCUUGUAAAUAUAUCUGAGCGGUUUUCCACAUUGAUUUGCCCCUAUACAUCAAUUUUACAGGGACCUAGGGUUUAAAAAUUUCAUAUUUUAAAAAUAAUUAAUGUAUUGUAUUAAAAAUAACUUUUUCCAUAUUAAAGAUGACUUCAUUGUUUUUAUUUUUUAAUAGUUUGAAGAUUAACCACAGUAUUUGAUAUUAAACCCAUGAGUAGAACCAUUGAUUAUAUAAUGAAUGAUAUUAUAAUCAAUUGGUUAACUCCAUAAAUAUAAUAAUAAAACACAAUUUUGUUAAUUAAUGAAUGAAGAGGUCAUUCUUGUUGUAAUGAUUGUAUACAUUUUCACCUUCAGAAAUAAAUUAUAAUAAAAUAGAUCUAAAUAUUUCAGCUUAAGAGAAAAUGUUGUAUACUUAUAUUUUUUAAAUCUAAACAGUGUAUUUACCCAUUUAUUUUAUUAAUAUUUAUUACAUAUGUAUUUCAUACCUAAUGCAUUGUGUUUUAUUUAUCUUUAUAGUCUCUUGCACGCAAUAUUCCAGGUAUUGCCAUUCAUAUACCACUUACUCAAAUAAUAUAUAAACAUUUAAAAAACAAUGAUGGAAAUUCUAUGAUGAAAUCUGGAAUAGCUGGAUUCAGUGCACGAUGUAUUACUGUUACCAUACUAAUGCCCUUCACCGUCCUAAAAACUAGAAUAGAAGUAAGUUAAUACUUAAUAGCUGUUACAUAGACAAAUACAAGAAAUUAACUAGACUUGCUUCUGAUAUUGGUUGGUCCAAUAUUAGUAUAAAACAUUUAAAGCAAAUUAUAAUGAAUUUCCUAAACUAAACUGGUUUAAAUUUCCUCUUAGAAAUUAGUGUUCAUACAAAAUUAAAUUUUAUAAUUUAGACUCAAGGAAAAAUUGAAAAACAAAUUCACACACCUAAUAAAUUACUGUGAAUUAAUAUUUAAAAUUGGGAUAACAAUUUAAUAUAUUAAUAAUAUUAAUUUUGUGGUUGGAAAAAACGGGGAUAAUAUAAUAAUACAUAAUCAACCAUCUUGUUACACUAGUCAGUUUAUCCUACUUUUAAAUUGGAUUUUUAAAUUUUUAAAUUGCCUAAACUGCAUCAGUUUAGUUUUCAAGAAGAAAUUUGUACUGGUUUUUCAGUAGAUUUCUUGACAAUAAUAAAUUGUAUAGGUAUGUAAAAUAUAGGGUGAUUUUUAGAUUUUGAGUGGAGCGAAGAAAGUUAUAGUUUUACUAAUAUGUUUAUUCUUUUUUAUUUAUUUAUUUUUUUUAUAUCUGCACAACUUUUCUACCAGAAGACUUGUAUUUCUACACGUAUUACUUUAUCUAAAGGAAAUUGGCGUGGGGUACUUUAGGGAGGUAAUUUUUCCCAGCAAAUGUGAAAAUCGGUAUAAAACAUGUGAAAACCUGUAAAAACGUAGAAAACCUAGAAAAAUUGGUACAACAUUAAAUAAAUAUAUAGGGCCUAUUUAAUUAUUUUACUAUAAAAUGUAAUAUUUAUUUUUGACAAAGCAUCACUAUCAACUGAACUCCGCUCAGAAUUGUUUUUUCGUAAGAAAUGGUUUAUAUUGUUGCUUACAGGUAUACAUUUAACCUAUAAAAGUGGCUGCACCCAUCCUUAUUAUCCUAGGACAUAUUUUUACGUUUGAAUAGUAAAUAGCAGAAGGUCUAGGGCCAAAAAUAACUUGGGAUUAUUAAAUCCUAACAUUUAGUAACUACAAAAGUUAGUACUAGUAACCAAGUACUAGGUUUUGUCAAGCAAAUAAUCUUUGAAUUUAAGCUUAAGUAUUCUUUAAAAUCUCUUUAUUGUUCCUUAAUUCGAUCUAUUAUUGAUUACGGAUCCAUGUAAUGAGAUCCUCACACAGCGUAAAACUCCGUAUAACUAGAGUGCGUCCAGAGAUGCUUUUUAUUGUUCUGAAGAUUGGUCAUGCCCUGUAUGACUAUAUUCUUGUCCUUAGCAUACUCAAACUCACAUCACUGGCUAAUAGAAGAGCAGCUGCAAAUUUAUCAUUUCUACAUAAACUCCUAGACAGCUCAUUAGAUGCCCCCACUUUUCAUUUCUGUAUUAACUUCAGAAUCUACAGUAUUUCCUCCAUUUCCAUACAUUUUUCCCUGUGUUGAAUUGUCUCUCAAACUACAGUCGCAACAACCCUAUCUAUUGUAUUAUGCACAUGGCUAAUAAACAACCAACCUUUUUACCAUAAUAUUUUUUGUAUUGUUUUAUCAUUACUUUUCUGUUUAUUAAAAAUUAUACUUAUAUGUAAUAUGUAAUUAGGUUUGCCUAUAAUUUUUUAAAUAAAUAAUUAAUGUGGGAACUUGGGUUAAGACUAUGGUUAAAUUUGAAACCUAGAUCAAUGACACCAUCAUCAGCAGCAUGCAUAAUAGCCGACUCAUCGAGGCAGUAAGAGAAAACUAUUAAGGAACAGGUUCUAUUAAAAGCCAUAACCUUACAUUUAGAAAGAUUUAAGGAUAAUCCUAACAGCCAAACUAAUUAUAAAAGCUAUUUAAUCCGGACUUUUGUUAAUUCGGUCAACCUAGAGCCCUAAUUGGUUUGGAUUAAUGAGGUUCUACUGUAUUUUGAUUCUAGUAUUCAUUUGUUUUCUGAUUUUUUGGAUAAAUUCACAUAUUUUAUAGCAGAUAAUGAAAUCCGUAAUAUUUAAACAUAUAUUUCAAAUAGAACCAGAGUUUAUUUAAAUAUUAUAAAUGCAAAAAAAAAAAAAUAUGCUGUUUUUACUAUUAAGUUUGAGCAUUCCAUAUUAUCUACUUAGUACACAGUACCAAUUUCUGAUAGUCAAUAAAAAAAUUACAUUUUAUUUAAAAUUUAUAUUGUUCAAAUUUUUGCAUUUCAAUUAUUUAUAGAUAUUUCGAUUUAUCUAUUUUUUUUUUGUUAGCAUUAAACACUUUUUCAACAUUUAUUUAAAAUAUUUGAAUAUAAUUAUCACAUUAUAUUAUAUGGGGGACACCAAAUAAAGUAUUUUAUUGAACAAUGAUUGUAUAUAUAUGUUUCAUAUUGAAAUAUUGCUGUAGUAUUUAUUUACUGUUUAUUUUUUUGGUAUUAUGAUAAAAAUAGAAUAGUUCAUUAUAAAUUCAAUGGAUUGGUGAUACAUACUGAAAAUGUUUGUAUAUACCAAGGUAAUUUUUUAUUUAAUUAUUUUGUUUCUGUUUUUACUUUAGUUAUUUUAAAACUUUUUUAGAGUGGACUGUAUCAUUACACAAAUUUAGCUAAUGGCCUAUCUAAUAUGUAUACAUUUGAGGGCUGGAAGGUUAUGUAUCGUGGUUGGACACCGACAAUUUUACGAGAUGCUCCAUUUUCCGCUCUAUAUUUUAUGUUCUUUACUCAAUUUAAAAAUACUACAUUAUUUGAAAGUAAGUGUUGUAAAUUAAAAAUUAAAACAGGCGAACUCUUCAACAGCAUAUAAUUUUCUUCUGACCAUAUUUUUGUCAUUAUAUUAUGAUUUAAGUACUUUAAAUAGGUAAUAUAAAUGUGGCAAUUCUUAUAAAAACAUAAUAGUUGGGAAUUAAAACCCCCUAACCUGAAUCCUUGCCACAAAUACAAUUCAUAUUCAAAAUGACAUCCUCUAGGUUUCAUCAGGUCUUUAAAGUGAAUAAAUCUUAAUAAACACUCACCUCUCACAACAUGCUUAAAUUUGUAUAGAAAUCCAAUCCAAAAUUGUUUAACAGGGUAAAUUUCAUUUAAUUUCUUUGUAAUCCUGAGUUUAACAAGAAUAUAUUUAUAUUUUACAAAUGCUUUAUAACUACACAUCUAGAGAAAUAAAGGUGAAUGGUAAACUUCUUCCUAUUUUAUUCAGCUUGUAUUUGCAAGUAACUUAAACAGGAAAUGCUUUUAAUGAACUUAACCCCCCCCAAUACAGCUUUUAAAUAGAAUUUUACAUCAAAUAAUUGGAAUAUUAUCAUGUAUUCAAAUUUAUUAUAAACAUAGUAAUCAUAGUAUUAUUUGAUUGAUGCAUAUCUUCACAGUUUUUCUUGCUACUACCUUUUAAGAAGAGAUAGACUGCAGAAAUUACGGUAGAAACUUCUCCAAUGUAGAAUAACAAGAAUUUUAAUAAUGUAAAUACAUAAAUUAAUUUGUUUACAAAUAGUACAAUUGUCAUUUUUGAUCAUAUAUAUAUAUAUGUAAUUCAUUUCCAAUUUAUACUAACUCAUACAUUUUUCACAUAAAUUAUAAAGUAUGUCCCUAGCUCGUUUAAUAAUAGAUUUAACUACUAGACUGAUAUAUGAUUCAUUAAUAAAAUUUUGUUUUUUAUGUUUUACUUUACCUAUUAGAAUUGGACAAAAAAGAAACAUUUUACAUUUUUGGAAGCGGACUCUUAGCUGGAGUAUUAGCGUCAUGUAUAACUCAACCAUUUGAUGUAAUAAAAACUAGUCAGCAAUUAUCAAAGGAAAAAAUUAUAUUUUUUGAUGCAAUUCUUUUAAUAAAACAAGUAGAUAUUAUAAUUAUUUUGUUUAAAUGACAAUUAAAAAAUAUUUAAUUUGUUUUCAGAAAUAUGGAGUAGCUGGUUAUUUUAGAGGGUUAUCACUUCGAAUUUUAAGACGAUCUAUAAUGGUAGCAUUAACAUGGACAUUGUUUGAACAGUUAUCUUAGAUACUUGAAUUAAAAAUAUAUUUCAUACAUAUUAAAUUAGCAGAUUUUUCAUUCUGAUUUAAAAAAUUCGCAUUAUUUAUAAUUUUAGUUAUAUCUUAUAUUUUAAUAUAAUAUUGUAUAAAUAAUGUGAGAAGUAAAAAGUUAUUGUAUAAAUAAUAUCUAUACUAAAAUUCAAUAAUUUAAAUUGAUAUUUUACUGUUUAAUAUUGGUAAAUCAUAGUUUAAAUCAUUAUAAAAUAAAGGAAAACUAUUUUAUAUUCUAAAGAGUUGUAAAAAUACUUGGUUUGACUU